AUGGAGAACAACGAGAGCAAUUCUGGGAAUGUCCCUGCAGGCGAACAGCCAUCUGAACAACCAUCGUCCAUGUCCCAACAACCCCCGCGAACACAUGGCCAUUCCCUUCCCUCAGCGACAGAAACGACGCUAGUGGGGUCCCAGGCCAUACCUGCUGCAUCAGACCAACAAACUGAGGAUACGAACGCGAAUUCCCUCACCCCUCCAUCGUCAUCUCAAACGCCCCAGCCCACCACCCUGGUUCCUCCUCCACCAAUUCCAAUGUCAACACCAUCCCCAUCGACACCUGAAGCAGGGGCGACACCGUCGAGUUUAGAGGACUCCAGCUCUUCACAACCCCCACCGCCAGUUCCUCUACCCCAAACUUCCAACGAAGCUAUCCCACAAACGCCGCAAGUUUAUCUUACCUUCCUGCUUAUCUCGGGUCAUCGGCGGACAAUGUCGUUUGAUCCUUCGAUCGCUGUUGGGAGGGUGAAGGAGUUGGUGUGGAAUGGAUGGCCGGGUGAUUGGCCUUCGGAGGAGCGACCGCCUGCGCCUUCUUAUUUGAGGAUAUUGUACCUCGGAAAGAUGUUGCAGGAUGAUGAGACUUUGAGUGGCUUGAAACUCCCUACACAUACGCCGGCUUCGUCGUCGGGUCAAGAGGAUAAAGCUGUUGGGACGAUCAUGCAUAUCUCUAUUCGACCGUUUGGACCGGGUAGUGAAGUGGAUGGAACUAUGAAAAAGAAGCCGAAGAGGAGGGGGACGAGGGAUAGAUGGAGAGGUUAUGGAAGGCAGAGCGGGGUGUUGCGGGUGUAUUAUUUGUUGAGGAGGAGCUAG
Messenger RNA from Coprinopsis cinerea okayama7#130, 816 nucleotides. RefSeq lists its product as hypothetical. The transcript is spliced from 4 exons. The record is from RefSeq and is a predicted model, not a curated record. Gene Ontology annotation, molecular function: protein binding. NCBI's taxonomy places the organism in Eukaryota, Fungi, Basidiomycota, Agaricomycetes, Agaricales, Psathyrellaceae. The coding region runs from base 1 to 816 and encodes 271 amino acids.